CCAUUCAUGCUAAGGAUUUAGGAAAAUUGCGUGAAAAGCGUAGUCCGAGACGGCGAGGCUUGUUCCUGCAGUUCUGAGCAAAUCUACUGAUGGAGAAGGGAAAGGGAGUGAUGGGAGGCGGGGGACGACGAUGGGCCGUUGACUUCACCGACAGUUCUACUUCUCAUUCUUCUCGUGACGUUCCGGAUCCUCCCGGUUUCUCCCGUGCUUCCAUAGACCAGGAUGAUUCCUCCUUGAGUCGUCAAAAGAAGGACGCAGAAUCCAACUGGAAAGCCCAGAAAGCUUGGGAAGUGGCACAAGCCCCAUUUAAGAACUUAUUGAUGAUGGGUUUCAUGAUGUGGAUGGCUGGUAACACGGUUCACUUGUUUAGCAUUGGUAUCACUUUUUCAGCUCUUUGGCAACCAAUAAGCGCAUUACAAGGGGUUGGAAAGAUUUUUGAGCCAUACAAAGACAGUAAAGUGGAUCUUCUUGGGCCUAAGUUGCUCUUCAUAGCCCUUAAUUUGGGGGGCUUGGCUCUUGGUGUUUGGAAGCUCAACACUCUAGGCCUUCUUCCUACACAUGCAUCAGACUGGGUCUCAUCCUUACCACCUGCUCAGGAGGUGGAGUAUUCAGGAGGGGGUGUUAGUUUGGGUUGAUUUGGAUCUCGUGUUAAGUACGGUACUGUCUUUAAAGGGAAUUUGAUUAAAAGCAUGAUCAGAAGUCAGUGCUUAUUGGUCCAUUUGGCGUAUUCUAAUGGGCGAUAUGGACCAUGAGACAGAUUACUCCUGGUCUAGAAACAAUAUAACCAAUUCUUGCUGUCCCCAAGACUUAACUGGUUUUGUAUCCAACUGGAAGAGCUCUCGGUAACUCGCAGUUUAGUUUUGUUUUUGUUUUUUGUUUUUUAUUUAAAGACGUUACCGGUGAUGAUUAGUGCCUUGCGGGUUAUAUUGUUUCAUUAUAUCAAGAAACGUGAGUUAUUCCGAAGUUAA
This is a messenger RNA of Prosopis cineraria, 968 nucleotides long. RefSeq lists its product as uncharacterized. Gene Ontology annotation, biological process: protein folding in endoplasmic reticulum. Bases 90 to 635 code for a protein of 181 amino acids. The transcript has 6 exons. The record is from RefSeq and is a predicted model, not a curated record. Gene Ontology annotation, cellular component: EMC complex. Lineage: Eukaryota; Viridiplantae; Streptophyta; Magnoliopsida; Fabales; Fabaceae.